Molecule: messenger RNA, 1878 nt
Organism: Epinephelus moara (kelp grouper)
Lineage: Eukaryota; Metazoa; Chordata; Actinopteri; Perciformes; Serranidae
Exons: 2
Coding region: 689-1324 (211 amino acids)
Source: RefSeq, a predicted model, not a curated record
CCUGGUUUACAGUCAGGGUGGGAUGUAAAUGGAUCAGCUGAUGGAGCUGAAGCCGGCCAGCUUGGCUACGAUGAUGGAGGAUAUUCCUGCUGAACUUUGGAGGAAAACACACCGGGGAUGCAGAGGGAAAGGAUCGCUACGGUGGCGGAAAGGAGCGAAACACUGGAGACUUAUGGAGAGGAAGACAUACGAGCCGUGUCUCCCAUCUAUCAUCAUGGGCAACGUGAGAUCACUGGGGAAUAAGAUGGACGAGCUUACAGUGCUAACCCGAAGUCAUCAGGAAUACCGGGAGUGUAGUCUGAUGAUUUUCUCGGAGUCAUGGCUACACACGGAUGUUCCUGACCACAAUGUUUCCACUGUGGGUUUCCACACUGUCUGGGCUGACAGGGACUGCACUAAGAGCGGUAAGCGUAAAGGAGGUGGGCUUGCUGUUUACGUGAACAACAGGUGGUGCAAUCCUGGUCACAUCACAGUCAAGACUGCAUCUGCAGCCCGGAUAUUGAACUGUUAGCUGUGGGCCUCAGUCCUUACUAUUUACCCCAUGAAUUCUCACAUGCUAUUGUAGUGGCUGCGUAUAUUCCCCCGUCCACUAACCUGACGUCGGCAUGUGACAUCAUCCACUCUACAAUAGCCGUACUACAGACUGCACACCCGAGUGCUCUCAUUAUAAUCUCGGGUGACUUCAACCAUGUCUCUAUUAAAAAGACACUCCCGAGCUGAUGGUAGUGUGGCUAGGGCCAAUGAGUUAAAUCUGUUCUUCAAUAGGUUUGACACUGCAGCCCUGGCCCCUGUUGGCUCUCCUGCUGACUGUCUCCAGCCACCACCACUUCUGACCCCCCCUCCUCCUCCUGAUAGCACCUCAUCCAACUUGAUGAGCCCCUCACACCCAUCCCCCACUCCUCACACCUCCUCUGGCUCCCAUGCUACCUGCCCUCCUCUCACUUUGGACUUCAACUCUCCCCCUCCUCAACCUGCACUCUUUACACCUCUACAUGUUAGGAGACAGCUGAGCAAACUCCCCACCGGUAAGGCUGCAGGCCCUGAUGGUGUCAGCCCACGGGUUCUCAGAGCCUGCGCCGAACAGCUCUGUGGAGUGUUUCAUCGUGUCUUCAACAUGAGCCUGAGCCUCCAGAGGGUCCCUGUGAUAUGGAAGACCUGUGCCAAAGACGCUGCAGCCCAGCGGUCUCUCGGACUACCGACCGGUGGCACUGACGUCACAUAUCAUGAAGACCCUGGAGAGACUCGUCCUGGAGCAGCUCAGGCCUAUGGUCAGGCCGCACCUGGAUCCCCUCCAGGUCGCCUACCAGCCCCGGAUUGGAGUUGAGGAUGCCCUCAUUUACCUGCUGAACCGCGUCUACGCCCACCUGGACAAGCCGGGGAGCACUGUGAGGGUCACGUUCUUUGACUUCUCCAGUGCUUUCAAUACCAUCAGGCCUGGUCUACUGGGUGACAAGCUGACGGCGAUGCUGGUGGAUCCCCCCCUUGUGUCCUGGAUUGUGGAUUACCUCACUGGCCGACCACAGUACGUGCGUUUGCGGCAAUGUGUGUCAGAUACAGUGGUCAGCAACACCGGGGCCCCACAAGGGACUGUCCUCUCUCCUUUCCUCUUCACCCUUUACACCACGGACUUCAGCUACCAGACAGAGUCUUGCCACCUCAGAAGUUUUCUGAUGACUCUGCUGUCAUUGGAUGUAUCAGCAAGGGUGAGGAGGCUGAAUACAGGGCUGUGGUGGAUAACUUUGUCUCAUGGGGCGGCACUAGCUCAGUCCAUAGGGACUUGGGUUGGGAACCGAAGGAUCGCCUGUUCAAGUCCCCGUCCGGACCAAAAAUAUGGAGCGUGGACUGGUAGCUGGAGAGGUGCCAGUUCACCUCCUGGGC